CCCGGGGAAGAGGGCGGCUUCCCGGGAAGCCCGUCGCCGCCGCCGCCGCCGCCGACUCGGAGGUGCGGAGAGGGUUGUUGGGAACUCGGGGCGCGCGUGAGCGUCACCAACGCCGCCGCCACCCGGGACAGCCCGGAGAACAUGAAGAGGAACUGGACCAAGAAUUUGACCUGGAGACUGGCACUUUAUUUGGAGGAUUAAAGAAGGACCCAACUGACUUUGAGUGGAGCUUCUGGAUGGAGUGGGGCAAGCAGCGGCUGGUGUGGCUUCUCCUUGGCCACAUGGGUGUGUCUCAAGUAGCCAACCUGCUUGCAAGGAAGCACAAACCCUGGAUCCUCACAGCCUAUGGGAUGUGGGCCUGCUGGUGUGUGCUGGGGACCCAAGGCACAGCCAUGGUUCUUAUUCACACCACCAUCUCCUUCUGUGUUGCCCAGUUCCGGUCGCUGUUCCUGUCAUGGCUCUGUUCUCUCUUCCUGCUCUCUACGCUGAGGCUUCAAGAUGUGGAGGAAGUUAUGAGAGGGUGGUACCAGACGGAAAAUGAGUACUACUUGCUGCAGUUCACACUGACCGUUCGCUGCCUGUACUGCACCAGCUUCAGCCUGGAGCUCUGCUGGCAGCAGCUGCCGGCUGAGCGCACCUUCUGCUCCUUUCCCUGGAUGGUGGCCUAUGUCUUCUACUACCCAGUCUUCCACAACGGGCCCAUCCUCAGCUUCCCGGAGUUCAUUGCACAGAUGCAGCAGCAGGAGCCUGGCUCGCCCAAGGCCAGCCUUUCCAUCCUUGCCCGGGGGCUGGGCCGCCUCCUCUCCUGUUGGUGGCUGGCGGAGCUGAUGAUUCAUCUUAUGUACAUGCACGCCAUCUACAGCAGCACCCCCGUCCUGAGGGCCGUCUCAUGUUGGACCUUAGGAGGACUGGCGUUGGCCCAAGUGCUCUUCUUCUAUGUGAAGUACUUGGUGCUCUUUGGUGUCCCAGCUCUGCUCAUGCGCCUGGAUGGACUCACGCCACCGCCCCUCCCUCGCUGUGUGAGCACCAUGUUCAGUUUCACGGGGAUGUGGAG
This is a messenger RNA of Lipotes vexillifer (Yangtze River dolphin), 1054 nucleotides long. RefSeq names its product hedgehog acyltransferase (gene HHAT). The record is from RefSeq and is a predicted model, not a curated record. NCBI's taxonomy places the organism in Eukaryota, Metazoa, Chordata, Mammalia, Artiodactyla, Lipotidae. Gene Ontology annotation, biological process: protein palmitoylation. The annotation marks the transcript as partial. The transcript is spliced from 7 exons. Gene Ontology annotation, molecular function: palmitoyltransferase activity. Gene Ontology annotation, cellular component: endoplasmic reticulum.